AUGGCGCCCUUUGAAGUAGACUGGUCUGAGCUUCCAAUGGAACUCUUAGGUUCAGUCCUACAACGUCUCUCCAACGUCGAUAUCAUCCGUUUUGGUGCUCUCGGCACCUCAUGGUACUCUGCUGCUUCUGAUAAAUCAUACUCAUCAGCGCCUCAACUUCCAUGGCUGAUGCUCCCUUACAAAGUAGGCCAUGAAGGAAAAGAAACCCGCAAAUUCUGCCAUGCUCUUCUCAUGAACCCUUUUUCUGGUGCCAUAAUCCAUCUCCCACCUACUGAAACGUUCCCUGAUGUUUUAAGCGUUAACAGGUCUAAACCAUCUGGUGAAAUCGAUAGUUACACGAUUCGCCGACGUGAGCCUGAUCGUGAAUAUUCAAUCUCUGCUGCCAGAUUAAGGGUUGCACUUAUGAGUAAGGCCAUUGUUACUGCAGAUCCUUUGAUUGAUGACAAUUACAUGGUCGGGGCAAUUGGGUUCUCUGGAUUGGCUUUCUGUAAACCAGGAGCUGAUUCAUGGACCCAAUUAGAUCGAACAAACUUGCGGAACAGUUUUGAAGAUGUUUUGUAUUUUAAUGGGCUGUUAUAUGUGCUUCAUCGUAGAGGAGAUAUUGUGGCUUGGGAUGUCAUUGACCUUCCUCUUAAUGAGUCAACAAAGGUUGCCCAUCCAUGUAGGAUGUUUUUACUUAGACCUCCCCAGCCAAUUGCGAAUUGGUUUGUUAGGAAAAGGUAUUUGGUGGAAUCCUCAGGGGAUCUGUUGCAAGUUCUUCUUUGGUUUCGAGAGAAGUGGGGACGGCAUAAUGUUUUUGAUUCAGCUUCAUGUAGUGUUUGCAGGUUUGAUCAGAGUAGCAACACUUGGGUUUGA
Telopea speciosissima is the source of this 855-nucleotide messenger RNA. RefSeq lists its product as uncharacterized. The record is from RefSeq and is a predicted model, not a curated record. Bases 1 to 855 code for a protein of 284 amino acids. The transcript has 2 exons. NCBI's taxonomy places the organism in Eukaryota, Viridiplantae, Streptophyta, Magnoliopsida, Proteales, Proteaceae. Gene Ontology annotation, molecular function: protein binding.